Messenger RNA from Salvia miltiorrhiza (redroot sage), 2031 nucleotides. Its product is annotated as pectinesterase 3. The coding region runs from base 161 to 1888 and encodes 575 amino acids. The record is from RefSeq and is a predicted model, not a curated record. Gene Ontology annotation, molecular function: pectinesterase activity; pectinesterase inhibitor activity. Lineage: Eukaryota; Viridiplantae; Streptophyta; Magnoliopsida; Lamiales; Lamiaceae. Gene Ontology annotation, biological process: cell wall modification. The transcript is spliced from 2 exons.
CGUCCCAAAACCAAAGAAGCAUCGAAGAAGAAGAAAUAUUCAAAUUAAACAAAAACUAAAAUCACUUUUUCAACUUCAAUAAAUAGCCAACUCGAAAAAACACAGAAACACCAGACACGCCUUUACACAAAACAAACCCAGACACCGAGUUAACUCAGUCAUGGACACCGUCAAUUCCUUCAAGGGCUACGGCAAAGUCGACGAGCGCGACGAGGCCGGUUUCCGCCGCAAAACUCGGAAGCGCCUCAUCAUCCUCGUCAUUUCAGCAAUUCUCCUGAUCGCCUUGAUCGUCGGCGUUGUCGCCGGAACCUUAGCUCACAGAAAUAACAAAAAUGGCAGCUCCGACAGAGCUCCGGCGACUACCUCGGCUGCGCUCAAGUCAAUCUGCGGCGUGACUCAAUACCCUGAAUCGUGCACGACGAGUUUGAGCUCCUCCAACUCCGCCGAUCCGGCGACGAUCUUCCGGUACUCGUUAUCCGUCGCAAUGGACUCGUUAGAGAAGAUCUCGAAUCUUCCGACGGAAUAUAUCGAGAAAAAAACUGACCUCGACGAAAAGACGAAGCAGGCGCUGCAGGUGUGCAGCGCCGUGCUGAGUGACGCCGUGGAUUCGUUGAACGAAACUGUCGGCGUCGCCACCGCCAGCAAUGGAAAACAAUUGCUUUCCAUCGCCGACGACUUGAGGACGUGGCUGAGCGCGGUGAUCACCGAUCAGGACACGUGCCUCGACGCCCUCGAGGAGGCGGGGGCAAAUGCGACGGUGGUUGCCGACGAGUUCAGGUCGUUGAUGGCGAACUCGACGGAGUUCGCUAGCAACAGCCUGGCCAUCGUGUCAAAGGUGAUCGCAUUGAUAGGAGGGUUCAAGAUUCCGGCACACCGGCGGCUGCUGGGAGAGGUGGAGGAUGGUUUCCCGGCGUGGGUUGGGGCGGCGGAGCGGCGGCUCCUCCAGGUGGAAAGGCCUACGCCGGACGUGACAGUGGCGAUGGACGGCACCGGUGACGUGAAGACGGUGAAUGAGGCGGUGAAGAUGCUUAAGAAGAAGAGUAAGACGAGAUUUGUGAUCUAUGUGAAGGCCGGAGUGUAUGUGGAGAAUGUCUUGUUGGAGAAGGCGCAUUGGAAUGUGAUGAUUUACGGUGACGGCGCCGCUGCGACUGUGAUUUCCGGCAGCAAGAACUUUGUCGACGGGACUCCGACCUUUGACACGGCCACUUUCGCUGUAGCUGGCAAAGGAUUCAUAGGUCGGGACAUAGGGUUUAAAAACACGGCCGGGGCGUUGAAGCACCAGGCAGUGGCCCUCCGGUCGGGCUCGGACCAAUCGGUGUUCCACCGAUGCUCCUUCGACGCGUUCCAAGACACCCUUUACCCGCACUCCAAUCGCCAAUUUUAUCGCGACUGCAAUGUCACGGGCACCAUUGAUUUCAUCUUUGGGAACGCCGCCGUCGUCUUCCAAAACUGCAACAUCAUGCCUAGGCAACCCAUGUCCAACCAAUUUGUGACCAUCACUGCACAAGGCAAGAAAGAUCCUAAUCAAAACACUGGCAUUUCUAUUCAAAGAUGUGUGAUCAAACCGUUUGAUGGGCUCAAAGCUCCAACUUAUUUGGGCCGCCCUUGGAAAGAUUACUCCACCACGAUUGUCAUGCAGACCGAGAUCGGCGGGUUUUUAAAUCCAUUGGGCUGGAUUUCUUGGGUCAAGGAUGUUGAACCGCCCAAAUCGAUUUUUUAUGCCGAGUAUCGGAAUACUGGGCCGGGCGCCAGCACCGCCGGUCGGGUUAAGUGGGCCGGGUACAGGCCCGCUGUCACAACGGCCGAAGCAUUUAAGUACACUGUAAAUUCAUUUAUUCAAGGCCCAUCUUGGUUGCCUGAUGCAAAUGUGGCCUUUGAUUCGACUUAGGAUUAAGGGCGUUGACAAAAUGACAUAUACUUUUUGUUUUAAUAUUUUUGUUCUUUCUAUCGCUAACAACUUUGUAUCUUGUUUGAUAUUUACAAAUUUGUAAUUCCAUCAAAACUCUAUACACUUGUUAGUUGAUUUUUUUA